Messenger RNA from Nomascus leucogenys (northern white-cheeked gibbon), 4088 nucleotides. RefSeq names its product interleukin 17D (gene IL17D). The coding region runs from base 2308 to 2823 and encodes 171 amino acids. The transcript has 3 exons. Gene Ontology annotation, cellular component: extracellular region. Gene Ontology annotation, biological process: inflammatory response. The record is from RefSeq and is a predicted model, not a curated record. Gene Ontology annotation, molecular function: cytokine activity. NCBI's taxonomy places the organism in Eukaryota, Metazoa, Chordata, Mammalia, Primates, Hylobatidae.
GCCUCCCAAAGUGCUGGGAUUACAGGCGUGAGCCACCAUGCCCGGCCCCAAGGACAGCUCUUUAAGGAAGAGAAAGAGGUUUGGGUAGAUACGAACAUCAGUAACCCAAGAUUAGUAUGGAAGGAGCCAACCACAUACCGGCUUUUGGAGUUACGGUGCCUAAGGAUGAUUUAAAAGAUUUUCCCCAACAGCUUGCCCCAUGCUAAGCAGUCUUGCAGCUGUGCUGGUAUUGGGGGUGCUGAGUAAACCAGGGGAUGAGGGACUGGAGAGGCUUCAAAUGAAGCUUGCGCGGCCACACUGCAGAUGUGUUGGUUUUAAGGGAACACGAUGAGCCUGCUUUUGAGUAUGUUGUUCCCUUUUUUUCACUUGUCUUAGGUUUGAACUUAAUUAUUAACAUGCUUAUUUUGCAUCUUCAUAAAUAUGUUGAAAUUUGAGGGGAACUCAUAAACAUUUGCACCUAUUUAUAAGACUUUUUCUCAACUGAUUAGUCUCACAAAUAUCAACUUUGUUCUGCCAAAUAGGUGAGCAUUUUCAGUCAUUUGUGAUCUUUCACAAAAUGAAAACUGCUGAAAAGUAAAUAUUUUCCUUCCCACUUCCAAGGUAAUCCGGUGGGAUGGUGAGGAAGAGAGAAGUUGCCAUGUUACCAGAUAGUGGAAAAUAUUUUGUUGAAUAAUAUACAGAACUAAGUCUGGUACCAUGUCAUCUCAUAUAGGAAUGGAUGCUGAAAUGAGACAGACUGAGUAUUUCUAUGAAACUCUCAUAAUGAUACUCUCUGAAAAGCCUCCCACGCUUCCUUUUUUCCAAUAAAAAAUAAGCAGUAUUUGAGUACUGAAACCUUUAUUCCCAUUUUACUGGAAACAAAGAACAUGAACAAUUUACUAGUCAGAAAAAAAGUGUUUUAUAACCCAAAACAAAUAUUUGCCAAGAGCUGUAAAUUGCUUAAAUCGCUUAAACUGGAGAUUUCAGUGAGAUUUUUAGCAGUAGAUUACUAAGCUCCUUAGUUAUAGAACAUUCAAGGCAUAGGAAAGUGUUUUUCCUACAAAGCAUAACUGAAAUGUAGUUUAACUAAUGGUUUACAAUUCAGUCAAAUACCAAAGCUGCAAACCAUUUAGGGAGUCAUCAAUUACAUAUUUUGUACACUUUCAAAAAGCUUACAGCUGAGAUGGGUUGUUUAUUUUCAAAGCAUGACUGCUUUAAAAUGAUCACAUUCAUUAGCCUGCCACCUAGGAAGCAUUAAGCAUUUACUUGCAGAAUGAACAAACGAGCACGUUGUCUUGUGUUAUGAAGUAUAUAAUAUAGUUCGUUUUAGUUUCUUCAUUCGCAGACUAUCAGGCUCAUUUCACGUGACUGCUUGCACUUAAAACUGAGUUAUCACGGAGUAGGAACUCUCCAACAUCGUCGUCAUAGACCAAGAGAUGCCCAUGAACAGCCAUGAAAGUGCCAGUCAGGGAAGUAUUCAGUGCUUUGUUGUAGAGUUGUUGGAUAGAGGCACAGGAUCAUUUCAUGUUGUUGAGGAGAAAGGAGCAACAGCCUCCUCCCACCUUAUUAAAAAUAGAGAUUUAAAAAAAUCUCUAAUUUCCUCGAAGUACAGAAUCUCAAGAGGUAGCUCUAAGGAGAAUCCCUCCGGGUUUGAGCGCGUUCCUCUUCCAGGGGGGCCUAUUCUUGGACUGCUUUCCUUAAUAGAGAAAUCUCUCUGAGCCAAAAUCGGCCUCCCCCAACUCCAUCUUGUCGGCCCCACUUUUCUGCUCCGGAGACUUCCAGGCCAGUCCCCACUCCUCCUUCAGCCAGUCGGGCCCGCACCCGCGCCCGACAGGGCCAGCCCUCUCCUCCUCCUGCGUGGCGCAGCACAGGCCCUGAGCGCGCGACCCCAGGCCCUGGGCGCCCCGCCGCAUGCUCGCGGCUGGAAGCCCCAGUUUGCGUGGCCCUUUGGGUUAUUCCGCUAAAGAGCCGCCGCGUCGCCCCAUCUCGGCGCGAAUCUGAAAGCGUUUUCGGGGGAGAAGAUGUUGGGGGCACUGGUGAGUACACUGCACAAGUGACAAAAUGUUUUCAGCUCCUGGAGGCGAAGGGUGGAGAGUCGCUCUGUGUCCGUGAGGCCGGGCGGCGACCUCGCUCAGUCGGCUUCUCGGUCCGAGUCCCUGGAUACGAGGAAAGACCACAGGGGGCUUCUCACGGAAAAGCGGGCCCCGGACCCUGCGCGGGCUGGCUGGGGCGGGCGGAUGACGAGGCGCAGGGGCAUGGGUGGGUCUGCGAGGCGGCGGGUCCGGGCGUCUCAGGCUCUGGGGCUCCCUCGCUGGCGGCGGCGCAGGGAUGGCGCGCCCGGAGGUCUGGAUGCUGGUAGCCGGCUUCCUGUUGGCGCUGCCGCCGGGCUGGGCCGCGGGCGCCCCGAGGGCGGGCAGGCGCCCGGCGCGGCCGCGGGGCUGCGCGGACCGGCCGGAGGAGCUACUGGAGCAGCUGUACGGGCGCCUGGCGGCCGGCGUGCUCAGCGCCUUCCACCACACGCUGCAGCUGGGGCCGCGUGAGCAGGCGCGCAACGCGAGCUGCCCAGCAGGGGGCAGGCCCGCCGACCGCCGCUUCCGGCCGCCCACCAACCUGCGCAGCGUGUCGCCCUGGGCCUACAGCCUGGCUCCAUCACAUUCAAGUUCCGGUUUGACCCAGCCCCCUCAAGCCUCUGCCCUUCAUGGACCGAGGAUGCACCCAGUCUCCACCAUCAGCCUUCUCCCCGGGAAGUCGGUGUACUCUGCUCUCCUCUGCCUCUAUUUGUUCUCCCUCCAUGUGCCCCCGAGAUUAUCUUAUUUAACCACCAUCUAUCGGUGGACAACUUAAAACUCUGCCUUCAGCCAAGAGCUCCCUCUGGGGCUCCAGACCAUCUUCCACCCCAUAGUCUGAGGGAUCUUUCUAAAAUUCCAUCUGAGGGACACUCUUUCUCGUUGUACUUCCUAGUGGUGACUGUCCCUUGACCCUAUGCUUUGACAUGAGACCUGUGAAAAAAAUUCUGCAACAACUAUUUGGUAUGUUGGAGGGAAGCAUGAAUAAAUGGAGUCAGAUUGUGCUUUUUUGUUUUUGCUUCAGAGACAACUUGUUCAUUUUGCAGGCGGUCCCCACUGCCCUCUCCAGUGCCGUCACCCUGGGCUCCCACCUCUGGGCCCCCACUGCCAGCAAGGCCACCUGGCCAAGCUCCCGAUGCCCGCGCUGCCCCAUCCUCUGGCCACCCCGACUGGAAGCCUUGGAGUCAUUGCUAGCUUUCUGUCCGACCUCAUCCCCCACAUUCAAACAGUGGACGAGUGCUUGGAGAUGUCCCUCUGGGGUUCUGCAAGCACAAGAGGUGGCUGGGUGCAGUCCUGUGUCACCGGCUUCCUCUGAUGGCAGCCUGGCCGGUGGCCUCGGGCUCUUCCUACACCAGACCACCUCCCCCCAACCCCCCUCCGCCCCCCCACCGCAGACUCCCUCCUUAGGUCCUGGCACGGAGGUGGCACUGGAUCCAUUUCCAGUGGCGAGAACACACCAUUUCUAGGCUCUUCACCUCCCAGGCGUGCUCUAGUCCCUCAGACACAAAAGGAAGCAGAGGAUCCUAUGCCUUCCUAAGCCCUCGACCCUCACAGGCCGCUGAGAGCUGGCACUUGGCACCAAAUCUCCCUGAUGGAGAAAGCUCUUGUCCUUCACUCCCGUGAGAGCCCUGCAGGCCUCUGGCUCCUGGCCCAGUCAGCACUGUCCGCCCCCAGCCCCUCUUUCUCUAGACCUGCCCCAAGCCUGUCCUUGAAACCCGCCCUACCUGCCCCCAGCCUGGGCCCCAGGUGGACGCUCCCCUCGGGGUCUGCAGAGCCUUGCCGGUGGGAGGCAGCGGCUCCGGGGCCUUAGGCAGACAGGGCGCCUCAUUCUGUUCUGGUGGCACCUGUGGGCACCCGUGCAGGCGGCAUAGAUUUUAUUUUUCUGCGCACAUUAGCCCAGACUCUGGAAGUAGUUUUCCGGCCUGGCUCAGGGCCGGCUAGAUGUGCCGUCAUUUCAAAUGUAAGGAGGCGCUGGGCAGAUCUGUUGUCGGCGGGGCCUCGCACGCACGCGCCCGCAGGCGGAGGACAGGACAGUCCCCGAGG